Messenger RNA from Quercus lobata, 1718 nucleotides. RefSeq lists its product as uncharacterized. The transcript is spliced from 4 exons. NCBI's taxonomy places the organism in Eukaryota, Viridiplantae, Streptophyta, Magnoliopsida, Fagales, Fagaceae. The coding region runs from base 1 to 1035 and encodes 344 amino acids. The record is from RefSeq and is a predicted model, not a curated record. Gene Ontology annotation, molecular function: protein dimerization activity.
AUGUCACCAUUGAUUCGUUUAUUACGCAUUGUUGAUUCUGAUGAAAAACCAGCUAUGGGUUAUGUAUAUGAUGGCAUGUAUAGAGUAAUUGAUGGAAUUAAAAAAAUUUUCAAGGACAAAAAGAGACUAUGGGAGCCUUAUGUUAAUAUUAUCAAGGAUCGUUGGGAUAAUCAAUUCUAUAGAGAUAUUCAUGCUGCUGCUUAUUGGUUGAAUCCUGCAUUCCAAUAUGACACAUCCACUCUUAAUAAGAGGCUAGAGACACAAUCUGCUGUGACAGAUGUUAUUGAAUCAAAAGUUUCAGUUGGUCGGUUGAAGUUGGUGGAGGAAUUAAGGCUAUUUCGAGAGCGUGAACAAACUUUUGGAACUCAACUUGCUCAAGAAUCAUUGUGUUUAUUGAUUCAUUGUAUUAUUGUUUUGUGUUUUAUAUGGAACUUAGAUGAGUGGUGGAAGUUGUUUGGAUCUUGUGCUCCAACCUUACAAAAGUUUGCAAUUCGGAUCCUUAGCCAAACAGCUGCCUCUUCGGGAUGUGAGCGGAAUUGGAGUGCUUUUGAACAAAUACAUACCAAAAGAAGAAAUAGAUUGGAGCAUCAACGACUUAAUGAUCUUGUAUUUGUUCAUUAUAACUACCGAUUGAAAGAAAGAGUCAAAAGAAAGAAGUUCAAUUUUGAUCCUAUUGACUAUGCAAGUAUCGAUAAAACUGAAUUUUGGGUAGUGGAAGAUGAGGAACCUCCAUUUCUUGAUCAUGAGGAGAUAGAAAAUGCAUUAUAUGAAGAGGGAGCCUAUCCAAUUGAAGAAGGGUCUUCUAGCCAUGUACAAAGAGAUAUGGACAAUGAAGUGAUUGAGGAUGAUGAUGAUGACAUUAAUUUGGAAUCAUUUGGUGAUGAAGAUGAUGCUCCUCCCGGAUUUAGAGAUAAAAAUCAUCCUAUUCAUGUUGAAGUUGAAGAAGAUGAAGAUGAGGAUGAUGAUGAUGAUGCUAGUGGUGGAGCAUUUGGUUCACAUGAUGAUAUUGAUUUUAAUUUUCUUCAUAACAAAUGAAGCUUGGGUCUUAAAAGUUAAAACUUAGUAGUUUUUUUGAAACUUUAUAACUUAUUUGCUAUUUGGAUGUAAUGAACUUAUUUGUUAUUUUUCAUUUGUCAUUUGGAUGUAAAUGUAAUGACUAAUGAACUUACUGUUGUGGUAUGUGUAUUUUUUUAUUAGAAGACAAAACUAUAGAUGAGUUGAGUUUGUUUGGAUGUCCUACAUUUUUUGUGGUCGGGGUUGGAUGGUAACUUGGGUGGAUUUGAAGCAAAGCAGGGAGAAUGAUAAGCCAAGUUACCAUUUUGUAUAAAUUGUUGAGUUUGUUGAAUAGAAUAUGAAUGUGUAUCUAUUGAAUAGAAUAGAAUAUGAAUGAUAAUCCAAGUCACCAUUUUGUACAAAUUGUUAACUGUUUUUCCCUCUAAUUGCCUAAUUAGAGGAGGAUUUUUUGAUGGGCUUUCAAUGACUUGUUGAUAAAUGUUGUAAAUCAGUAAAUGUGUGGCAGUGAACUCUUUGUAAUAUGCUAGUCAUGAGCCUAAUUAUGUUUUUAGUAUAUUAAAAAAUUAUUAAUUAUUUAUAUAAUUUAAAUAAAUAUUAAUUAAAUUAUUUAUGACGUCACCGGUUCGACCAUCGGUCGGACCCCGGUCCGACCAUAAAACCGGUAAUUAGCUCAUUUUCCGGUUCUUUCACCGUACCGGUUUUUA